Molecule: messenger RNA, 2277 nt
Organism: Vicugna pacos (alpaca)
Lineage: Eukaryota; Metazoa; Chordata; Mammalia; Artiodactyla; Camelidae
Gene: FDPS
Product: farnesyl diphosphate synthase
Biological process (GO): trans, trans-farnesyl diphosphate biosynthetic process
Cellular component (GO): cytoplasm
Molecular function (GO): (2E,6E)-farnesyl diphosphate synthase activity; dimethylallyltranstransferase activity
Source: RefSeq, a predicted model, not a curated record
GGGGCUGGGACUGGAGGCAAAGGUUAGAAACUCAGCCUAAGCUCUGUAGCAGUACUUUGAGGCACAGGAGGCCCAGUCUGUUGUGUCGGAGUUCCCCCGUUUUGGACGUUGGUGGCACCAACUGGCUGAUCCUGUGGAUGUGCAGAAACUCCUGAACUCUGCCAUGUGCUUUCCUGGAACCCCCAAUAUGCCUGCACACUGCUUUGCUCUUUUGCUGCGAACCGUCCCCAUGAGCCCAGUGUUGCUCCGAGGCUGUCUUUGCGGUCCCAGCUCUGUAAGGCUCUGGACGCCCAGUCCCAGAGCCAUAGACCACAUGUCCAGAGCACUCAGGGGUUCCGUUUUCACUUCUCUUCUUGGGGCAUCUCAGAGCCUGCGCACCCCUCUUUUGCCUACUGGGAGAGUCUUGGGUUCUAGAUUUGGCACUGCCAUUCCCCAGGUGUCUCCCUACCUCCUAGAGCCUCAGCUUGACCUCUAUAAAAUAGGGUGAUUUAAGGAUUCUCCCAGUCCCCGGUCCUGAGGUCCUUUACUCUGGACUCUUCUAGCUGGGUUCCAGGACUUGGGGGAAGAAGCCAAGAGUGUAGCAAUUCCAGAGGCUCCCUGGAGAAGGAGUUGAUGGUUGAGGAGGAUAAAGUUAGGUGGCAGUAAGUUCUAGCCACACCUAUUUUAAGUACAGUCAGUUGAGUCUCAGUCACCUAGCCAAACUUUUUGUUCCCUGCAUUUCUUCCUGUAAAUGUCCUCAAGCUUAACCCAGAAGACAGCGGGGCAUUCUGGGUACGGAGGGUAAAAGUUUGGGAGGUGACCUGGGGAACUGCCACCGUGCAUCUGCCUUUGGUGCUUACUCCCGCAGGGAGUGCUCGGUGCCCCCUCCCUAUGCCACCCCCUCCAUGAUGCCCCUGUCCCGCUGGCUGAGAUCUGUGGGGGUCUUCUUGCUGCCGGCCCCCUGCUGGGCGCCCCGGGAGAGGUGGCUGGGUCCCCUACAGCGGCCCUCCCUGGUGCAUGGGUGCCCAGUCCUGGCGGCCUGGCACAUUACCCGCUGCUGGUGCCAAGCGUGGACAGAGGAGCCUCGAGCAUUUUACUCCUCCCUCAGAAUGAAUGGAGAUCAGAAAUUGGACGUUUAUGCCCAAGAAAGACAGAAUUUCAUCCAGCACUUCUCCCAGAUUGUCAAGGUGCUCACUGAGGAGGAUAUCAGGCACCCAGAGAUAGGAGAUGCUGUUGCCCGCUUGAAGGAGGUCCUGGAGUACAACGCCAUUGGAGGCAAGUACCAGCGGGGUUUGACGGUGCUAAUAGUGUUCCGGGAGCUGGUGGAGCCGAGGAAGCAGGAUGCUGAUAGUCUCCAGCGGGCCCUGACCGUGGGCUGGUGUGUGGAACUGAAGUCAUAUAAAGUCCGAUUGCAUGAAGAAAUCUUAAAGUCUUCAAUGAAGUUCCUGGCAAAAGAAGAGUGCAGUCUCCAAGCCUUCUUUCUGGUGUCAGAUGACAUCAUGGAUUCAUCCCUCACCCGGCGGGGGCAGAUCUGCUGGUAUCAGAAGCCAGGCAUAGGUUUGGAUGCCAUCAAUGAUGCUUUUCUCCUGGAAGCAAGUAUCUACCGCCUGUUGAAGCUCUACUGCCGGGAGCAGCCCUAUUACCUGAACCUGAUCGAGCUCUUCCUGCAGAGUUCCUAUCAGACUGAGAUCGGACAGACCUUGGACCUCAUCACAGGCACCCAGGGCAAUGUGGAUCUUGGCAGAUUCACUGAGAAAAGGUACAAAUCUAUUGUCAAGUACAAGACAGCUUUCUACUCCUUUUACCUUCCUGUGGCUGCUGCCAUGUAUAUGGCGGGCAUUGAUGGGGAGAAGGAGCAUGCCAAUGCCAAGAAGAUCCUGCUGGAGAUGGGGGAGUUCUUUCAGAUUCAGGAUGAUUACCUUGAUCUCUUUGGGGAUCCCAGUGUGACAGGCAAGAUUGGCACUGACAUCCAGGACAACAAGUGCAGCUGGCUGGUGGUUCAGUGUCUGCAGCGGGCCUCUCCGGAACAGCGCCAGAUCCUGCAGGAGAACUACGGGCAGAAGGAGGCUGAGAAGGUGGCCCAGGUUAAGGCACUCUAUGAGGAGAUGAAUCUGCCGGCCGUGUUCAUGCAGUACGAGGAAGAUAGUUACAGCCACCUUAUGGGUCUCAUCGAGCAGUAUGCUGCGCCUCUGCCCCCAGCCAUCUUCCUGGGGCUCGCACAAAAGAUCUACAAGCGGAAAAAGUGAUCCAGAGAUUGAAGGUGUGGAGGGGAGGCUCUCAAUAAAUUAUUGUCUAACA